GCAGAGCAUAGACAGUCGCGUACACACAACUUAUCAUCAACAUAAAUUACUCAGUUCCAACAAUUCAUUCAAAAGAUCUAUUCUCUUAACCGAAAAAUAUGAAGGAGUUAUUAAUCGUUUGGAUUUCUGUUAUUGUAUUAACAUCUUCAUUUAAAACAAAUCAUACGUAUUGCCGGGUCGAGCAUGGAUUCAAAGUGUGCUUCCACUGUAACGCGCUGAUAAAGGUUGAUUGGAUGGACUAUUCCGUUCACGAGCUGUCCUUGAAUGUGGAUGAAUUUUCCUUAAUAACUGAAAGUGCGUUCCCGAAGAUGAGACUUUCCAAAGUGGCUUUUCUUAAACCAAAUAAAGAACUUGGCUGGAUUCCCAAGGAGAUUGAUAUGACUGCAGAAUCGUUUGGGGGUGGAAAUGAUAGGACCAACAUCGCAAUUUUUCUCAGCUUUCCAAGACCUGGAUAUAUUGCACUGGAAUCAUCAAAAUAUUACGAGAAUAACACCCGAUACCUUUUCUGGAAUCAAUGAGGGACUACAAUACCUUCAUAUUGCUGAUAAGAUAAGUACCAUGGAAUCGAAAUCCUUCGGAAAAUUUCAUGAUUUGAAGAGUCUAUCAAUGACGGAAACACUAUUGCCGGAGUUACCGUCUGAUAUAUUCGAAGGUCUUGAGAACCUAACCCUCUUGGAUUUGGAGUAUAAUAGGAUUACUGUGUUACGAAAGAAUACUUUUAGGAAUCUUUAUGCAUUGAAAAAGCUUAUUCUUGGUCACAACAACAUCAGUAAAAUUGAACCUGAAACCUUCGCCAACUUGAAUCUCCAGCACCUUGACUUAAAAUUCAACGAUUUGGGGAAUAUAUCAAACGGACUUUUCCAUCAUCUUGGCUCUCUGGAAGUUCUGGAUCUGGCUAGAAACGGUUUUCAAACUGUACCAAAAGACGCUUUCGAAGGAUGUAGUCAACUUCGAUCCCUGAAUUUGGCGCGCAAUAGGAUACGGCACAUUGAUCCCGGCGCUUUUUCCAAUUUAAAACUCCAAAAACUCGAUUUAACGCGCAAUCAAUUGACUGCUUUAGACUAUGGGGUCUUCAAUGAUCUUCGAAUUCAGGAGAUAUUGGAUUUUCGUUUCAACCAUAUUCGAGAGAUUACUAAGAAUACUUUGGAUGGAUGUGUUGACCGCGGGAUAUUGCAUUUGUCUUAUAACGAGAUACAUCACAUUGAUCCCAUGGCUUUUUCCAAUUUAAUACUCAAACAACUGAAAUUGGAGCACAAUAAGUUGACGGUUUUGGAGCGCGAUAGCUUCGAUGAUCUCCAAAUCAUAGAAAUACUGGAUAUUCGAUUCAAUAAUAUCAUCCAAAUCAAACUGCGAGGAUGUUGGGAGCUGAGAGGUAAACGGGUCGCUCUUUGUUACAAACAUCUCCCCAAAGUUGGCAGUAUUGGGGGAGUUCGGAGUAGACCAUGGAAUAAAAUUAGCGUUAACUGUUCAUCGCCAAAGAAGGAUGGGCACUUUGAUGGGGUAUGCGUGCAGCUGAACAAUCAAUCCAAUAUUCAUGAACUAACAGAUCGAGUUGUUCACAAAGGUCAAAUUACGGCUUCAAAUCUGUUGCAUAAACAGAGACGACUUUAUAAUAGAUUGGCGAUCGGCGAGAACAACACGCCAUUGGUUGAUUCUUCCGGGCUAUUAUCAUAGAUCAAAACUCAGUAGACGAACCUCAUGUCGAUACACUCCCAAAACCUUCAGCUGUAGUCAUAACUAUUUUAAGGAUGUUCAGGCAUUAGUCACCUUCAAAAGUUUAUUUCUUAAGUGCAUUCCCUCUCAAAAGUUUGGAAGAAAACCAGCGGUCGCAAUUAAGGGCAUAGGCCUAAAGUGUGAGCAAGUUUACGGAUAUUUGUGUGCGUUAGAGUCAGUAUGUGGUGAGGUUCAUGCAAUCGAGUUUGAAAAACCAGAUGGACUUGAUGACACUAGACUUGUUAAUAUCGUAUGUCCUAAUACUAAUAGACUGCCUUCACGGUGGUCGCACGAGUCCCCCCGAACCAUGCCGAAGCCGAAACCGAGUCCCCCCCAAUCAUCGCAAAGGGCACCUCACGGAGAGAAAUAUUCUGUAGUAACUCAAGUUCAAGUGGAUGACGGAACGAAGAUUGGUUCGAGUUUGAUUGAGGAUUGAUCAAAAUGGAUCGAUGCUAGAUCCUUAAAAUUGAUCCAAGCUUGGAUGAAGUUCAAAAACUCAGUAAAUCUUCAGGCUGAAGUUCCAAGCUCGCUCGAAGCUUCAUUGACAAUACUCGACCAACCUUUCGAAUUGCCUGAUGCGUCCUCAAUAAUUAAUUAUCAUUGAUAACGCCUUAAAGUAUUUUAGUGGACUGCUGGGAACAUUGAUAUUUGAGGUUGAACGAGUCUUGGAUUCGCCAAUGAAAUCAAGUUUCAUUCAAACCUGGAUCCUUCAGUCUGGAAGAACAAGACUUUUUUAAGAUUGAAUUGAGAUUCGAAGGAAGAUAUGUGACUCAAGUUGAAUGAAUAUAGGAAUCAACGAAGGAAUUCAAGCUGAGGUCAAAAAACAUGUCCAGAAAAGUAAAAAUAUAUCUGAAGAGGGAAUUAAUAACUUGGCAGAAACGAAAGCUAACUUCUUCAUUAUCAAUAGUCGUGAAUCGUAAUAUUCGUAUUGUAAUUUUGAUUCUGUGAGAGUUCUCCAUGGUUUCAAAUAAACCGCGUAGCAUACAAUAUAUUUGAGAAUUUUCAAUGUCACCAGAUGUCGUUUAAACCUCAUAAGAACAAAAUGCACAACAGUAAAUUUUUUCAGUAAUAAAUGAAAUAUAAGAGUGAUUGAUAAAUAAGGAAUGUGAAAAUAUUAUUAUAAAAAAGAAUUUAAACAAUCCAGACGUGACACUAAAUGGAUGUGGUCUCAUUAAAAUUGGAAAUUAAUUGAAGUGUCAUAACGUCACGGAGGCUUAUAAACAAAAAACUGUCAGGCUUUGAUUAAGCUGAGAAAAUCCUCAUCAACAAGAGGGAAUUUGAUAUGAAUAUUCAUGUAACAAGAAAUUCGAAUGGAACAUUCUGUGCGGCCAAAUAACUCCUGCAAUUAAACGAACCUGUCUAUUAAUAAUAGCUAGUUCUUUCCGUUUGUGUAUAAGUUUCAAGAUAAUUUACAGAUAAAAAUAAAUCAUUCUUUCCGAGAAAACAUAUUUCUUCUUUUUUAAUUCAUAGUGGUUUUUCGACAGAGAGAUUUUCUUCUGAAAUAUCAGAAAUCAUAUAUUUUAGAUAAACAUAAUUUUCCUACUUGAAUGUUCAAUUAAAUGUAUAUAACAAGAGCGAGCUAGUGCAAAAAAUUAUCUUUUCACUUUAGUGAUUGUUUGUCCUCCAAACGCUUAAAAUAGAAAAACACUCUAAUAAACUUUAUUUAAAAACUAAAAAUAUCCUUGUUUUCAAAUUUUCGU
Molecule: messenger RNA, 3413 nt
Organism: Diachasmimorpha longicaudata
Lineage: Eukaryota; Metazoa; Arthropoda; Insecta; Hymenoptera; Braconidae
Product: insulin-like growth factor-binding protein complex acid labile subunit
Exons: 2
Coding region: 406-1674 (422 amino acids)
Molecular function (GO): protein binding
Source: RefSeq, a predicted model, not a curated record